UCCAAAGAAGAAAACUAAAACAGGUUCUUCGACCCCCCUCUCACGUUUCCCAGUACAGUACAGUAUAGUGAAUCAAACCCGGGUUGGCUGUUCUGCGCUUGCUAAGCUCACGUUCUUUCGCCUCACGCAACAGAGAUGUUUGCCUGUAGAGUGGCCUGGCGAAGGUGUGGACCUUUAGCCAAGAGAACAACCUGCAAACUGCUUCGCGAUGGUUUGCAACAGAGGCAAAUGUCAUCAACACCUGGCGGGUCUGGUGAAAACAUUCUUUACACUGUGCUGUGUGGUGGAGCUUUAGUUGGUGCUGUAUCAUAUGCUUUCAACACUGUGUCCACUGACAAUGCCAGAUUCAAUGAUCGCAUUUCUGAAAUUAAUGCUAGACCCAAGAAAGAAUGGACGCCUAAACCAUGGCCUCCUAAGAGCCAGGAUGUUGAAGAUGUGUAAUUGUAAUGCUAAGGUCUAUUCCUGCCUGUCAACGGAUAUUCAACCUUAAACUGGACUCUUUGGAUCUGAAAAGGAAAUCUCUUUUCCUCUAUCCUCAAGCGCAUCAGACAUGACUUUUUUCAGUUUUGGGCAAUAUUAAAGGACCACAUAUGGACUUUAAAUCACAAGUAGCCACUUCGAACAACAUUGCCAAUUGUUACAAACACCAGUUUGCGCCUCCCUAAAAUGGGUUGUUUAGAUUAGGGAUGUCCAAUUGGCGCGAAGAAAACCUGAAAGAUGCAAUGGCUGCUUUGACAUUGGUCACAUUUGGAUUAGUUUAAAAGAUAUGUGCCGCAAUUAUACACUACUCUCAAAGAGUACGGGAUUUUGGUGCUUUUGGAUGAAAUUUCCAAAUGAACCUAAAAUGCUUCUACUGGUGAUCAAAAUUGUACCUUCUCUAAUUCUUGUGUCCAACUGUCCAACUGUUUGCACACCUUGAAAUUCUCUAAGUAGCCAAACGUCAAAAUCCACGAAUGUGUUUGAUCCAUGAAUCGACCAUUCACCUUUCUGUGACUCGUCCAGUCUCUGUAUAUCUGUUGCAACCUACUGAUGACGCUCUUUAAACGCAGUGGCCAUGUUAGCUCUGAGGACAUGCUAUUUGAAGCUUGAUGAGUUCCUGUUGCUCAUUUGUUAGGUGUUGUCUUGGUCUCAUGUCAGAAUAUUAACAGCAUGACUGUAAUUUAACGCUACUUCUAAAGAACCAGAAAAUGUUUUGGCCAAUUUAUGGACCAAACACCUGAUGGGAAAUUUGCCAUUUAGCUGCCAUUCGAAUUGUGCAAUAAGGAUGUAGUACAAGCCCAACUCAACUCAACUGUAUUUCUAGAGCACUUUCAAACAGCCAUUGCUGCAUACAAAGUGCUGUACAUGGAGCAACUAACGUAAAUAUAACAAUAAAGCAAUAAUCGGUGACAAAGAUGGUAGUGGGCACCAAACAGUAAAACUAAGAUCAAAUCUGACUCGUGCUGAGUCAAAUGCCAAAGAAUACAAGUGAGUUUUGAGGCGGGUUUUAAAAAUGGGCUGUGAGGGGGCUUGCCGAAUGUUCAGUGGGAGGUAAUUCCAGAGAGAAGGACCAGCAACGGAAAAGGCUCGAUCCCCUCUGAGCUUCCGUUUGGUUCUUGGUACUUCUAAUAAUGUCUGGUCCACAGACCUGAGCCGCCGGGCAGGUGUGUAGGGACGGAUGAGCUCAGAGAGAUAAGGUGGCGCGAGGUCAUUUAAAGCCCAGUAUCCCAACUCUUUCUGUGGAGUGUUUGCAUAUCGCCACUGGCCUUUUAAAAACAACAAUGACCAUUUGUCAUUUACAUUUUUUUCUUAACAAUAGUGGAGUGUUUAUAUUUCGGACAUCCCUUUUAACAGUUAAAAAAUAAUAAUUAUGACAAAAAUGGACAGUUUUUUUUUCUCCACAGGACAGUGGCGAUAUGCACGGUUGGGGGUAUGAAUCCAGCUUGGGCCCUGCCUCGUGAAUUUCGCAUGGGUUUUCUCCAGGUACUCUGGCAUUCACCCACAUUCUAAAAACAAGCAUUGUAGUUCAUCAAAGUCUCUAAAUUGUCAUUAGGUGUUAAUGUGAACGCUUUUUUGUCUAUUUAUCACGUGGUUAGCUGACGACCAGUCCAGGUUAUUCACCGCCUUUUGCUUGAAGUCAGAUGAAUUAUGGUCCAGUGCUAAAAAGGAAAAGUGGUAUCAAAAAUUAAUAGAUUGCAUUUUAGCAGAAAAUGGAGAAACAAUUUCAAUUAGUGCCAUUUGCAACUCAAAUUAACUUUAUUCAUUGUUAUGUUCGCUUUAACUAGAUUGUUCAGGUUGUAGCAAAUCUAAAAAGCCCUCUAUAAAUCAAGACUGUUCUGUUUCUUCUUAUUAUUAUUACUAUGAUGAUGACUGCAUCAUUUUUGUUGCUGUAUUGUUAUUAAUGUUGCAAGUAGUAUUCAAGAAGCCACAUCGGAGGAAAUGUUGGUGCACCCACACUUUUCAUCUGCCUCCCACCCCUUUAAAAUAAAUAAAUAACAAUAAGGUUGCACUGGCAGAAUGAACUACAGUAAUCCCUCGUUUAUCGCGUGGGUUACGUUCCAAAAAGAACCUGUAAUAAGUGAAAUUCGUGAAGUAGGAUUUAAAAAAUAAAAAUGUGCUGUAUGGGCAUACAGCACAUUUGACAAAGUUGUACUUGGUACUUGAUCGUCAGCUUUAUUUUUUUACAGUUACUAUACAACACUUAACUAUGUAUACAAUGCAGAGGCAAUUACUUUAAGACUGCAAGGGAAGCUCGGCUUCCCCUAAAAUGUCAAAAAGUAAGUGAUCAAAUAAAUGUGUGUAGGUACAAUAGUCAUUGACUAAAUAUGCGCUCCAACGCACUCAACUUUAGUUCCGAAUCAGCGUCAUAUUACUGGUUACGACACCACUCUCUUCUUAUUCAUUCCCGCAGCUUCACUGUGCUUUAAACUGUGUGGACGCUGAGAGUCGAACACGCGAAUGCUGGGCGUCUAGAGAGUUAAGUGUAGGUUGUCCCAAUGCAUUGAAACGAGACGAGUGAUUGGAUAAAUGCUGGUUUAGUCCCGCCCAUUGGACGCUGAUCGUCUCUGGGUGUCUAUGGAUAGUGGGCGUUUAUGGGCUAUGGGCUGGCCCGGAAGCUCAGCUUUUCUGCAUGAUGAUUGGAUGAUCUGUCUGAGGCUGAAUCUCUUUUUGAUUGACAGCGAAAUGAGCCAAUCACCGAUCUUAUGGUGAAGGGAUCCUUUUCAUUUUCUUGAAAAGGAACAUAGAGUAGAAUUCACGUAUAAAUUAACGGACACAUUUUAUGAUGUAGGCCGAAAUUGAGCUUCCCCUCCUUGACAGACCAGCAUCCGCCACUGAUACAAUGAAACCAAAGACCAAAAACUUGCAAAGGUAAGUGUGGCAAGCUGUACAGAGACGAGGUGCGGAGACUGUUCAUGUUGGUCAGUCCCUUAGCUAAUCAGGACGCAGAACACAAUUCACUGUUUAAAAAAAAAAAAAAAACUGCACUAAAAAAAAAUUGUGAACCAGCGAAGCCGCAGAAGGUGAACCGCGUUAUAGCGAGGGAUUACUGUACGUACACCAAUGCAGCAGUCUCUAGAAUCCUUAUCGCCUGUCUUGCCAACGAAUGUAGAAAGUUAGUAGUGCAAUGCAGGCAAAUGAUGUUGCCUGUGUCAAAUUGUAAUUUGACACAGCCAAAAAAGCUAAUCCCAAAAAGGAAACGUAGAAUGAAGGCAGAACUUGUUUUAAAUAUUUUCAUUGUCCUUAGCACUUUCUAUAAUUGAAGGGGAUAAAAUAUGGAAAUUGCAACUUGGAUUUUUAUGAUAAAACAAAUGCUGGCUCCAGCCUUCCUGUGUAAAGUUGGGUCUCCCCGGGCCUGGAUGGGUUUUCUCCGGGUACUCCGGUUUCCUCCCACAUUCCAAAAACAUGCAUGGCAGGCUGAUUGAACAUUAUAAAUUGCCACCAAGUGUGAGUGCGAGCGAGGAUGGUUGUUCGUCUCUGUGUGCCCUGCGAUUGGCUGGCAACCGGUUCAAGGUGUCCCCCGACUACUGCCCGAAAAGGCUCCAGCACCCUGGCCCCCCAAAUGGGAGGAUAAAAUGGAUCAGAAAAUGGAUGGAUGGAUAAUAAAACAAAAAACACUCUAAUUGGGGUUGUUUGCCAUCAAUAUGCCUACAGUAGAUCCAUCAUUAGUAAUUUAUUUUGUGCUUCAUGGAGUUAAUUGGUUUCUGGAGCACAGUUUUGUGUUUUGCAUUCAUGAUUACGUGUUAGGGGGAUUUUCACUUAGCAUCGUACCAGCGCUGCUGUUCAAUGUUCUCCUCACUAACCUAAAUCACUUGCAGAGAUCCUGAUAGCUUGGUAAUUGGAUGGUAAGAAACGAGAUUCACCUUCUCCCCAUUGUCAUCUAAUUUAUCAUCCACAAUAGUUUCCUUUUCUUUUCCUUCCUUGACUUGCCUCCCUUCUGUUUGCAUGUGAUGCUUGUUAUUGUGGAAUCUGUUUUCAGAGAAGUUAUGCUUAAAUUUGGAAAGUAUUUUGGAUUUGAGGAAAUUGAUACAAACAAACUUAAGCUCUACUGGCUGUUGCACUUUAAUUCAACUUUUCAUUGUUUCAGAUGGACAUUCCCGCAUGUAUGACACACCAUUUAUUUACGAUAGCAUGCAACUAUAGUCAUUUUAA
Molecule: messenger RNA, 4629 nt
Organism: Hippocampus zosterae (dwarf seahorse)
Lineage: Eukaryota; Metazoa; Chordata; Actinopteri; Syngnathiformes; Syngnathidae
Product: protein MGARP-like
Exons: 5
Coding region: 136-441 (101 amino acids)
Biological process (GO): anterograde axonal transport
Cellular component (GO): mitochondrion
Source: RefSeq, a predicted model, not a curated record